Messenger RNA from Necator americanus (New World hookworm), 2538 nucleotides. RefSeq lists its product as uncharacterized. Lineage: Eukaryota; Metazoa; Nematoda; Chromadorea; Rhabditida; Ancylostomatidae. Gene Ontology annotation, cellular component: Golgi apparatus. The coding region runs from base 1 to 2538 and encodes 845 amino acids. The record is from RefSeq and is a predicted model, not a curated record. Gene Ontology annotation, molecular function: heparan sulfate N-sulfotransferase activity; deacetylase activity. The transcript is spliced from 16 exons.
AUGUUGCCGUACUGCAGUCGGCGGCUACUAAAAUCCUUCAAAUUCGUCCUAGCGCUGACUUUAAUCAUUUCCGUCGCACUCAUAUACAAGGUCUCCGUUCGUCCAGAUAUAGCGACUGAGCGUUAUCCUCCGCAACGUCUACCUCACUACGAAUGCCCAUGUAACACUUCCUCAACAGUCACUCGAGAAUCUCCAUAUAUUAAUCAAAAUCUAACUGAACAUCGUGCACUUCUUCUGUUGGAGAGUGCUUACUCGCGUCAUGGACGCCUUCUUCAACAAAUUCUGAGUGCUUCAAAAUACUCUUUCAAAGCGGAGACGUUCUCAAAGAAUCUUCCCCUACUCACAACCGCGACAAGAGGUCGAUAUGCGAUUAUUAUCAUCGAAAACUACUACAAAUAUUUGAAUAUGGCCAAAUGGAAUCGGCAGUUGUUGGAUAAGUACUGUAUCGACUACAAUGUCCCGUUAAUAUCGUUUCUUUCCACGCGACCAAACACAACUUAUCAGAAAGUGAAGAUCAAAGGAUCGAGGCUGCACUUUUGGCAGAAUCAAGAAGUUGUGUCUCUGAAAGUGGCUGAAUCGAAUAUCCACAGAAUAUCAAGGAUUGGUGCCGAAAGGGCGGACGUUAAUACCCAUGAAUGGAUUCUUUUCGAAGAAUCGCCGGCUUUUUCUACUGUGUUAUCAGCCAGAGAUGCAUUUGGUAGGCCACGAGCCGCUGUUGUUCACGACAAAGGAGAGGAGGACCACGUAAAGCGCAUACUGUUUGGACAUAAUGUAACUGACUGGACUAUCAAGAUGACGUUUCUUGAUGUGUUGUGGUACGUUACUGGUGGUCGCAUAGGAUGGACUUUGGAUCGCUACGUCCAAAUCGACAUAGAUGACAUAUUUGUGGGUGCUCGCGGCACACGAGUGGUCGAAAGUGAUGUCAAGGCCCUUCUUGAAAGCCAGGAGAAUUUGCGUGAAUUUAUCUCUAACUUCACGUAUAUGCUAGGGUUUUCUGGAAGCUAUUUUCGUAAUGGAGACGAUAACGAGGAUAAAGGAGAUGAAUUGCUUGUUGAAAAAGCGAACAACUUCUUCUGGUUUCCGCAUAUGUGGCGUCAUAAUCAUGCACAUGAACACAAUUUAACGUAUAUGGAGGCGACCAUGAUGCAAAACUUGUUGUUCGCACAGAAUAUGCGACUGCCAGUGAAAUAUCCUUAUGCCAUUGCUCCGCAGCAUGACGGUGUUUAUCCUGUCCAUUCAGAAUUAUACGCUGCUUGGAAAAAGAUAUGGAAAGUUGAAGUUACUGCCACAGAGGAAUAUCCCCACUUUAAACCAGCGUCAGAUAGGAAAGGAUUUGUGCACAUGAAUAUCUCGGUUCUACCUCGGCAAACUUGUGGCCUAUAUACUCACACUCAAUUUUUCCAUAACUAUCCAGGAGGAUUCGCCAAACUAACAAGUCUAAUUAAUGGUGGCGAUCUCUUUUUCACUGUACUGCUGAAUCCAAUUUCUAUAUUCAUGACUCAUCAACAGAAUUUCGCCCAUGAUCGAUUAGCUCUGUACACAUUUGACAAUCUUGUGAGGUUUAUUCGAUGUUGGACGAAUAUUCGAUUACUUUGGCAGAGUCCUGUCGAGUCAGCCGAAAUGUAUUUCUCGCUAAUGCCACACGAGAAACUUCCAGUCUGGAGUAAUCCUUGCACAGACCCACGACAUAAAGCUAUAUUACCACCUUCUCUCAAUUGUUCGAAUCUAACGCUUCCUAACACUCUAAUUGUGGGACCGCAAAAGACAGGUUCAACAGCUCUGGCAACUUUUCUAUCAUUACAUCCCAAUGUUUCAACAAAUGCGCCGAUACCUGAUUCAUUCGAGGAGUUGCAGUUCUUCGGUGGAGCUAACUAUCAUAAUGGUGUAGAGUGGUACACGCGGCAGUUUACGCGCGCUCAUGUUGUUUACGAUAAAAGUGCAACGUAUUUUGACAAUGCCAACGCUGCUAGAGAUGCGUUUGCACUUGUUCCAGAAGCAAAAAUUGUCAUUAUAUUGUACGAUCCAGCUAGAAGAGCAUAUUCGUGGUAUCAGCACAUGCUGGCUCACAACGAUUCUGUAGCGCUUGCUGCUAAAAGUAUGGACGCAAUUCUAAAUGCAGACACACCACAGCUAAGAAAGAUCAAACAACGUUGUAUUUCAGGAGGGCGCUACACUCAUCACCUUGAUAGAUGGCUUGAGCAUUAUCCACUCUCGAAUUUAAUCCUGAUUGAUGGAGAGAGGCUAAGGGAGGAACCAGCUGCUGUUCUGACGGAGCUAACGGAGAAGCUUGGCCUUCCAUAUUUUGAUUACAAUAAUAAUGUUCGGUACAGUUCGUCGAAACGAUUUUUUUGCCAGGUGAUUAAUGGGAAGACUAAAUGUCUUGGUCGCGGUAAAGGACGAAUCUAUCCGCCUAUGCCUCCGGAGCUUUGGUCACGCCUCAACAACAUAUUUCUGCAGGAUAACACAGCUCUGCAUAAGUUUCUCGUAAAAAAUCAUCUACCAGUUCCGAGAUGGUUGCGUUCCUUGCUAGAAGGUUGA